Messenger RNA from Saccostrea echinata, 974 nucleotides. Its product is annotated as low-density lipoprotein receptor-related protein 1B-like. Lineage: Eukaryota; Metazoa; Mollusca; Bivalvia; Ostreida; Ostreidae. The coding region runs from base 3 to 974 and encodes 323 amino acids. The record is from RefSeq and is a predicted model, not a curated record. The transcript has 6 exons.
AUAUGGGUCCGAACGGGUCAUCGUUUUUCUUUGCUGAGAAGAACUUUAUAAAAGAGAGCAACUUCGACACCACAGUUAAAAGAAUAGAAGAUGCACUGACGAUAUAUUCACUUUCAGUGGAUAUCCAUAACAGAAUAUUAGCCUGGACAACGUCAGAAAAUUACUACAUACAGAUUUCAACUCUUGAAGGCAAAGAUGUGAGACAAAUAAUGCAGUCUUUGGACAUCAAUUAUUUAGUUAGCGAUCCCUUGUCACAGAGAAUAUUCUGGGGUACGAAAAGAGGAAUCAUGAGUGUUAAUAACGACGGAAACAAUGUGAGGGUGAUCAGAAGAUUAAAUUACACGAUGCAAUCAUUAAACAUUUUGCAGGGUUUAGUCAUUUGGACGGAAUACCAAUCAACGAAUUCAACAAGUAUUUGCUCAGCAGAUUAUAGAUCUAUAGAAAUAUCUUCAUCGUGCAUUUCAUACCAAGGAAGUUUAUCGAAUAUUUUUAUACAGGAUGCAUUUCUUCGUAGUUUGAGAGAUAAUUGUGCAGUAGGAAAUGGUGGAUGUGAUCAGUUGUGUAUAAGUGGCAGUACAAGUAAAUGUUUUUGCUAUGAAGGUUAUGCUAGGCAAAACGGAUCUACAGAAUGCAGAAAAGAAAAUGGCACCGUGCAUUUGUUUGCUAUUGACGGCGUAACCAACACGGUAUAUGGUGUCGAUAGUACUUUUGAAAUUCUGAAAAACUUUUCCAAGGAGAAAAAUGAAAUCAUUGAUGUGGAUAUUGAUGUCCAUACGGGUGACCUUUACACGCUUCAGGGAACCUUAAUAAAACAUUUACAAUUUAGCAUUGAUGGGAAUGUUUCAUCGCAUAGUUAUUACUUAGAAGGUAUGAUUGCUUUUCGCACAUAUAACUUACAUUUCAUGAAUUUCUUUAUGAAUUUACAAAUUAAAUUUUCACAAUGUCUUUGUUCAUGUACAAUGAAUAUUCUUUGA